UCUCGGGCUGAGGACUCGCCUGGCGCCUCCCCAGACCGCCUGCUGGCCGACGCCUACUCUGGCCACGACGGGUCCCCCGAGAUGCAGCCGGCCCCCCAGAACAAGCGCCGCCUCUCCGUCGUCUCCAAUGGCUGCUACGAGGGCAGCCUCUCCGAGGAGGCCGUCAGCAGGAAGCCGGCGGGCGAGGGCCCGCAGCCCCGCGUGUACACCAUCUCCGGGGAGCCUGCCCUGCUGCCCAGCCCUGGGGCCGAGGCCAUCGAGCUGGCCGUGGUGAAGGGGCGGCGGCCGCGGGAGCGGCACCCUCACCACCACAGCCCGCCCCUGCGCGCCAGCCCGGGCAGCAGCCACACGGACGUCAGCAGGUCCUGCCAGAGCAGCUGGGCGGGCAGCCGCCAGGGCUCCAAGGAGAGUGGAUGUGCCCAGCUGGCUCCCGGCCCCUCCCCUCGGGCCUUCGGGCUGGACCCGCCACCCAUGCCCGAGGCCUCUGGCCGCCGUAAGAAGCUGGAGAGGAUGUGCAGUGUUGACCGCAUGUCGGAGCGCCUCAGCAAGCCCUGGCUUACGGUGGGCUUCGGCCUGCAGGACCAGCCUGCGUCCGCCCUCACUUGCACCCCAGGUGGCAGCCUGUUGUCUCGGGCGGGCACUGGCGACGACGAUUUUGAGGUGCCCUGGGGGAUCCGCCCCUUGCUCUCAGCAGCAUCUGGGCCUUCGCUGACCAGGUCGCAGCACCUGGUGGCCCGGCCACAGUGCAUCACCCUCCACUGCCCUUUCCUUGGGGCCCACCUUGUAGCCAGCAUUGUGUCUGGAGCACCCGUGAGGGACUUUGGGGUCAGCCACUGUCCCUGGGGAGACCCUCUGCCCUGGAGUAGGUUUGGGCAGGCCUUGUCUGUGAGCGAGUGCUGUUCCCAUGGACCCAGCUCCCAGCAGGCACUGAGGCUGCAGCAGGGCCUGGCGGGAGCCGGGCCUCAGAUGGGCAAGGUAGACUGGACACCUCUGCCUGGUCCGCUGUCCUGGAUGCCCUGCUGGGCCCCUGUCCCCGUGUCUGUGUCCCUCCUGCCUCCGGCCCAGGGCGGUGCUGACUCGCGGUGGUUUCUUAGGGUGUUCAGGGGCUACGCGGAGAGGAAGCGCCGGAAACGGGAGAAUGAUUCCGCGUCUGUAAUCCAGAGGUAGGGCCUGCCAGCGACUCGCCACCAGGCGUUCGCUGAGCGGCGCGAGCGGAGCUUCAGCCGGUCCUGGAGCGACCCCACCCCCAUGAAAGCCGACACCUCCCACGACUCCCGAGACAGUAGGUCCCCCGCCCGGCCCGACCAGGCCUUCCCAGGCCGCCAGACCCCAGCUGUGGUCCCGUCCCCGGCCGCCGGGCUUCUGCGCUCUGGCUCCGGGCCUCGGCUUACCUGUU
Carlito syrichta (Philippine tarsier) is the source of this 1396-nucleotide messenger RNA. Its product is annotated as NMDA receptor synaptonuclear signaling and neuronal migration factor-like. NCBI's taxonomy places the organism in Eukaryota, Metazoa, Chordata, Mammalia, Primates, Tarsiidae. The record is from RefSeq and is a predicted model, not a curated record. Gene Ontology annotation, cellular component: cytoplasm; nucleus. Gene Ontology annotation, biological process: positive regulation of neuron migration; regulation of neuronal synaptic plasticity. The annotation marks the transcript as partial. The transcript is spliced from 6 exons.